This is a messenger RNA of Octopus bimaculoides (California two-spot octopus), 1421 nucleotides long. RefSeq names its product cathepsin B. The record is from RefSeq and is a predicted model, not a curated record. Gene Ontology annotation, molecular function: cysteine-type endopeptidase activity. Gene Ontology annotation, biological process: proteolysis; regulation of catalytic activity. Lineage: Eukaryota; Metazoa; Mollusca; Cephalopoda; Octopoda; Octopodidae.
AAAGAGAGAGAGAGGGAAGAAAGAAAGUGAAUUAGAACGGAUGUAAUGACUAAACAAACAUUGAGGUAAAAAAAAAGGAAAAAAGUCAUAUGAUCGAAUUUAGGAGAUUACUAUAUAAACAAGUAGCAACAACUGUUUUGGUUCCAUCUGGGUAGUGACCUUCCCAACUAGAAGCAUAUGAACAAAUAUUGAUAAAAAAAAAAACAAGUCUCAAUAUGGAGUUUCGAACACAAAUCUUAGCUGCCACAUUGUUGGUGACCAUGGUGUCUGGUUACACUGUGGUGAACAUGGAGAAGAUGACCCCUCUUUCACCGAUGGUGCAGAAAAUUAACAGCCUUCAGACAACAUGGGACGCUCAAGAUAACUUUGGCUGGACUGACUUAAAAGACAUCAAAAGACUGAUGGGUGUUUUACCCGAUUCCAAGUUGCAUCUGCCCCAUCUGAGACCACCAGUUCUUGAGAUGGGUGGUCCUCUUCCUGAUUCAUUUGAUUCUCGUGAACAGUGGCCUGCUUGCGAAACACUCAAAGAAGUUAGAGACCAAGGAAACUGCGGCUCUUGUUGGGCUGCUGCUGCCGCUGAAGCUAUGUCUGACAGAAUCUGUAUCCAUUCCGGAGGCCAAGCGAAUGCUCAUAUUUCCAUUGAAGACUUGAUGACUUGCUGUGAGAGCUGUGGUAAUGGUUGUAACGGUGGAUUCCCUUCUGCUGCUUGGGACUAUUUUAAAUCUAGAGGCAUCGUCACUGGUGGACCAUAUAAGAGCAAACAGGGUUGCCAACCGUAUAAAAUACCAGCCUGUGACCAUCAUGUUCCUGGGAAACUGAACCCUUGUAAGGGAGAAUUGCCAACCCCAGCAUGUGAAAGACAUUGUGAACAGGGAUACAAUAUGACUUAUGAAAAUGACAAACAUUAUGGACAUAACUCUUACGCUGUGGACAAUGAUGAAAAGAGCAUUCGGCAGGAAAUACUGACCAAUGGCCCCGUUGAGGCAGCUUUCUCAGUUUACAAAGAUUUCCUUACAUAUAAAUCAGGUGUUUACCAACACGAAGAAGGAGAAUUUAUGGGUGGCCAUGCUGUGAAGGUUUUAGGUUGGGGCGUUGAGCAAGGUACUCCAUAUUGGCUUGUGGCUAAUUCUUGGAACCCUGAUUGGGGAGAUAAAGGAUUUUUCAAGAUCAAGAGAGGCACCAAUGAAUGUGGAAUCGAAGAUCAAAUUGUUGCAGGGCUUCCAAAAUUGGCCCAAAAAACAGAAUGAUAUUCUAAUGUUGUUGACAUUUUUACAUUUUAUAUAAAUCACACACACAACACACAUACACAAAAACACAUACAAACACACACACACACACAUCACAAGACAAAUAUAAAAAUAUUUAAAAUUUUUAUUUGAAAUUUACAUGAAACUUCAAAAUAAAUAUUUUUAUUAAGAUAA